Bipolaris maydis ATCC 48331 is the source of this 1158-nucleotide messenger RNA. RefSeq lists its product as uncharacterized. Lineage: Eukaryota; Fungi; Ascomycota; Dothideomycetes; Pleosporales; Pleosporaceae. The record is from RefSeq and is a predicted model, not a curated record.
AUGAACCUGAAUUUGUCAGUAACCAAAGCAUGGGAAAGUUUUCAUCGUGAUGGUAGUGUUGCAGACGGGCAACUGCGGAAGCAUACUUUAAGAGCUUUAUCUGAGGAAAUCACUCGCAAAGCACGCGUAGCGGCUUUGAGAAAAGAGCUUGCUGUGCUGGAGUCAGAUCUUGCCAGCAUCGCACCCAGUACACAGGACAUGGUCGAGCAGUUGGCAAGACGAGAAUGUCUUGAACUCAGCAACCAGAUCAUGAGCAGAUUGCCACGCGAGGUGCGCGACAUGAUUUACCUUCAUCUCAGCACACGAGACGUCGAAAUCAUCGAGCGCGAACACUUCCGCACCACACUAGACCCCUUGACGCGAUUGUACUCGUAUAAUUUCGAGCGAUGGAAGAAGCAACAUUUCCAGGAGCAUUACUGGAAUCCUGAAUACGUGUCAAAGCCAUUAUACAAUGAGCUGGUGGAAAACUACUAUCGCACAUCUACUUUUGUCUUCAGCGACGAUCCGGGCGUCAUGAAACGGUUCCUGACGACAGAUGAGAUGCGCCUGGGGCUACUUCCCAAAGACUUGGUCGCAAAGGUGGAGAUAGGCCUCAACGCCGUAUCACAUGAUCGAGGAUCUUUCCGUGCAUACAUGUUCGGAGUACCAAAAAGUCCAGAGCGGAUGCGGGAGGCAGUGGAGGGGCUCUUCGAGCUCAAGACGGGAGCUCGGGCGGUGAUUAGAUUUGUGACUGAGGCCAAGACACAAGAGGAGAGAGACGAGCAUUGCAGGGGGGCGAUGGAGACGCUUUUUAACGAGGCGCAGAGAGAGAAGAUGAAGAAGUACAAGGUUAAGUUUGUAGUGGAUGACUCAAAGACAGUGUCUAACUACCUGAUUGGUUAUGACAUUGAGUUUGAGCUGUACACCAACAGUAGGUUAUUUACCGACAAAAUACCAAUUCUAGUCAACACUUUGGUAUCUUUCAAAAUGCGACUUACCGCUCGCACGCAGCAAGUCAGAUCACCAUUGUCGCCAGCCAUGCAGACGCCGCUCUCGCACUCCCUUUAUGACAAUUUCGUGUGCUAUGACCAGGAAAUGGACAAGUCCCCGGUGGCAGCGAUGUGGCUAUCGGAUGUGGGGACGGAUCCGGUUAGACGGAGGAUCGCUAACAAAAACUAG